AUCUGAGUGGGCGGGAGGACCUCCCCAACCCCUGAACCCGCGUCUAUACCCGCCCCUGCGCGCUUAUAAAACCGGCCCGGAUCGCGCCGGAAAGUCUUGGGUCUUCAGAAUCGCUCAGGGUUGCAGCAGAACAUCCCCCUUCCUCCGUCUUAUCCCUCCCCUCUCCAUCAUCCUCUCACUGUUUUUUAGGAGACUCUUUUUACGCAUCAUUCAUCCUCACCCCAUCCACCACCACCACCACCCACACUCCACAACUGUAGCGGGACCGUCUUUCUGCAGGCCAGUUGCAUGCAUUGCUCGUCUCCCAAAAUGGUUUGCGAGACUAAAAUCGUUGCGGACGAACACGAGGCUAUACCUGGGACCAAAAAAGAGCCGAUGAUGUGGGGCUCCCCGGCGGCCCCCGGCGCGGCUCUGAGCUCCGCCGGCGAGCCCAAGGAUGUGCGGAGGGACGGGGUGUUUAUCCGCGAGUUCGAGCGGGAGGACCAGGAGGAGGUGCUGCGCAUCUUCCACGAGGGCAUCAUGGAGCGGAUACCCAACUCGGCGUUCAGGGGUAUCUGGCAGCAGCCCCGGACCCAGUUCUUAUACGCCUUUCUGACAGCGAUGUGCUUUUACAUGACCAAAUCCGUCACGCUGACCUGCUGUGCACCGCUCAUUCUCAUGGGUGCGCGCUACUACUACAGCAGGAAAGUUAUCCAGAAUUAUUUGGACUGUGCUCUGAACACGGACAUGGCUGACAUUGAGGCCUAUUACAUGAAACCCACAGGCUCCUGCUUCUGGGUGGCGGUUCUGGAUGGGCGCGUUGUGGGCAUCGUGGCAGCGCAGGGCCACGAGGACGACAACACCGUGGAGCUGCGGCGGAUGUCAGUGGACUCUCGCUACCGGGGCAAAGGCAUCGCGAAGGCCCUGGGCCGCCGUGUUCUGGAGUACGCCGUGCGCAACAACUACGCCGCCGUGGUCCUCGGAACGACCGCCGUCAAGUUGGCCGCCCACAAGCUGUACGAGUCGCUGGGCUUCUGCAGGACGAGCCAGAGCGAGAACUACAGGCUACCCGGGAUGAGCCGCUCGCCGCUGGAGAGGCUCUUCUUUCAGAUCCGCCACAGCCGCUACCGCCUGCAGCUCCGUGAGGAGUGAGAGGUGAUGGAGAGAGAGAGAGAGAGAUGGAGGACGGGGAGAUGGAGGGAGAGAGGGACAGAGAGAGCAAACACCCUCCUUCACCUUUGAACCCCAACCGCAUCCUCUCCUCUGACAGCUUUUAUUUAUUUUGAGUCAUUGUAGUUAUGUUUGGGUAACCCUUUUACUACUUCAUGGUGACGUCACUAAGGUUUUUUAUUGUUGCACUUUUCUUGCUAUAGUUUUUGUAUUUUCAUUUUACACUCACUGAGUAUAUAUUUUUAAGUUUCAUUAACCUAAUUCUUUGGCAUUCUUGUCCCUCCCUCUCCAUCGGAGAAAUAAAACUAUGUAUCAGACAUUUAGCCGGCAUCCAAACCAAUCACUGUCCUCAGAUUAUGUGGCUCAAACCCACUGGAGGGGGUCGGGCGCGAAGGGGUGGUUGAGAUAUGGUUUUCUUGAGAGGUGAAGAAGUUUAAUAAUUAUUCGCAGCCCUGGUAAAAAUAUGCACAAAAGACACAUCUUUAAAGUAAAUGGUUCUCAUUUUAUCUUUCACGUUUCUCCAAAAACGUUGCCAUACAAAGAGUGUAAAAAUGUAAGAAGCUUCUUUUGACAUGCUUUUCUGUCAAAGUUUGUCUGCCAAUCCUAGAAGACAUCUUUUUAACUAACUAUUUCAAGACAACAGAGCAACUCAAGACCUACUUCCUUCGUUACUUCAAAAUAAUUUUCCCAUUCUGAAGACUGGUUAAGAGAAAUGGGCCUCAGUAGCUUCGUUUCCAUUGACCACAUAAUUCGGAAAAUUGAAUCCAAAAAAGAUUUGCUUAAUGGCAAUUUCGAAAAAAAAUUUUAAUAAAAAGUUUGUGCGCUAGGAUGAGGUUGUUUUUCAACCUCAAUGAAAUUAGUGUAUUUCACAAAACUGCUGUGGAAACAUUUUCUGCCAACAACCGGAUGUUACUACUGGUAGAAAAGAUGAAGACAACGACAGGAAGUGGUCAAAGGAAGCUGGCGUGAACAAUCUCUUUCACAUGAUCUGACUACGUUAAAGGAAGCAGCAAAACUGCAAACUUGUUUUUUCUACAUUAGCGGGAUAUUGACAAAAACACAGCUGGUGUUACUUUAUUAAAUACCUCAAGAAACAGAAAGUCAUGGAUUACAAAUUAAAAGCUUCAAUAUGCGCUUACAAACUAACAAAAGGAUAGAAAUUGCAAAAUGCUUCAGUUAAAUUCAUGUAAUAGUAAUUAUUUUUAUCGACAAUAAUUAAGUGGUGAUUUUGUUGAAUAAUUACUACAAUUUAAUAUUUCUUUUACACAUCUUUACCAGGGGUGCAAGAAACUGUGACACAGUCAUACUUUGUGUGUGCAUUGUGAUGUUUAAUGUAACACAGAGGGAACUCGUUUGACAGCUGGCCUCCGUCUGAAAAAACCAUAUUGAAGCACAGCGAGAGCCGAGUCCCGCAGUGAGGUUUGAGGACAACAGGAUGGCCACCAGAAUAUGCUCAGUGCAUCAUGUACACAUUCAGCAACGCAGUGAAUCCUCCUUAAACACUCGUCUCUAUUGUCCUUCCAAACAAAUUACUAAACUUCUUCUCUUCUUGUUUUUAACUUAUUUAAUUGAUGAAUCACUCGUUUUAUUUCUCCGGAGCUGUGGAUGGGUUUCUGGUUUAAGGUUUAGGAAAGGUGGAGCUCAGAGCCGGGGUGUGUGUGUGUGUGUGUGUGUGAUAACUGAGAGCUUGUCAUGGCGUACGUAUGCAGAUUCACGAGGCAAGUAUGGUUGACGUGACACCGAGCCUCAAGAGUGUGUGAGGAAUCUUUUUCUUUGGCUAAAAGUCGAGUGUUAUCUAACUUAAAUUACUUUAUGUGUGUGCUUAUAAAUUGUUUACUGAUUAAAUCAAGUCAAAGUCUAACAUUUUGAAUACGUUAACAGCCUAACUGGAAAAUUUGUAAUUUUCUAACUUUAACAAAGUUCCACGUUUAAAUAUGCAAAUUUUACUGUCAAAACCACGACAAUGACUAAGUAGCUGCAGUCUACGUUUAAUAAACAUUCAGGUUAUUGGGGUAAAACACGACUAACUAGCAAUACUUUGAAAUGUACAGUACAUGACUGAGCACAAAUUACAACCCAGUAUUAGAACCCAUGUAUUGGCAUGACCAUCCCUUCUGUUCUGUGUGUUCUUACUGUGUAUAGAGCUGAAAACUCAUGUAGCAAAUGCCGAAGUUUCUCUCGUACCUGCUUACUCCGACUGAACAACCAGCAGCAGAUUCAGCAAUCCAUGACUCUGAGCCUAAGUUGUGUCAUCAAACCAUUUUUAUAAUGUUAUAUGUACAGCAAAACAUAACAAAAAAAAAAAAGCACAUCAUGAAAAAAAAAAAUUGGGGGAAAAACAUGAAUGUCAUCAUCACAAACCAGUACCAUCCCUCACUUUCCUUUACCCUCCUCCCUAUUCAUGAAUCUGACUGCAACCCUGGGCUGGACCAAACAGCCAAUCACCCCGUCCACCCAUAACCUUCCACAACCUUCUGCAUGUGCCCCCCAACCCAUAGCCUUGCUGCAAAGCUUUAACUACUUCAUUUCAAACUGGUUGGACCAGUCCAAGACCCGGUCCCCGGUCACAGAUCAAUGCGACGCCGCCUCUGCAGCGAGGGGCGUCAGGUUGCUCAUGAUGUACGGUUGUGUGUGUGUGCACGGGCGUGAUGCAGACGCUGAGAACGACAGGCCGCGCGCUUGUGUGGUUGAGAGUUGGUGCAGACGUGCAGAUCACGCUUACCAACUGCAGCGCUGCCUGGACGACAUUCUGCCCGCCAGCUCACCAACUGUAGAAUGCAAACAGCAAUGCAAGUGUGGCAUGCCUCUGUACCGUGUGUCUCCGGUGCCUGCGCUGGAAAUGCAUAGGACAAAAAAAACCCAUAUGUACUAUAUAAAAGAUAUAUAUAUAUAUAUCUAUAUACAUAUAUAUAAUAAGAGAAAAUACGACUUUUUAAGAUAAACAUAUGAGAUAAAUAUGUGUUUCUUUAAAAAAAAAAAAGAAGAAUUGUACCAUCUGCAUGAAAUGUGUCUUUGAAUGCAAAUAUAACUUUAAGGAGAGGAACUCUGACCACAUGGCUACAGAAAACACUUGUUUACAUUACUUUGAAUGGUCAAAAUGAUCUGUAAUAAUAAUUACCAGCCACAAGCCAGUACUACAAAUCUUUAUGAGGACAAAACUCAUCUAAUAGCUGCAGUUAUUCAGAGUAAAUCCAUCACUGACUGAGGGAAAAGAAGGUUUGUUUCUUUUGUUAUCCUCAUUGGCAUUGGAUCGAAGUGCAAAAAGCACAAAUUACAAAAUCCUGUAGGUGUUUACAAAACUAGAUGCACCAGCGGACCAAAGUAAAAGCUGAACUUAAAGUUUAGCGUAUUUAAAUAUCUAAAACACUGUACCUGUUUACUCUAGGCAUGGGCCGGUAGGAGAUUCUCAGGGUAUAACCUUCAGUAUGUUUUCACUGCAUCACAUUGUUUACACUAAAUAAUUAAAACUAAAAUAUUUCACAUCAUGUUUUUGCGCAACUAUUUUGUUUUCCUGUUGCAGAAAUAGUAUAAUACAUAUGUAUUACAUGUACAAUUACUGUAAUCAUGUGUAUUAUAAUAAUGUUGCUGAUAACAUUUAUUUGAUACUUUGACCUUUGAAAAAAAUAGCAGAAUAAACACCUGCUACUAUUAGGAGUAGUUUUUAAGUGCUUAUUAGAGCUUAGUCAGCUGGUGAAUUAGUCAGGUUAUUUGCUCCGGUAGAGCCGACAGUCAGCUGCUUAACAAAAACUCUAUCUGCAGCUUUAAAACAGUAUUACUACUGAUGGUUUCCACGUUAUCUCUGUCCAGAAACGUUUCUAAACAAUUUUCUAUAACUUGUCAGUGAAGGAAAAGAAGAGGCUUUAGGAUUCAUAAAGCUGACCAGCAGUGCGCAAAUUUAAGUCGCUAUAAUAAUGAAAAAUGUGAGUGAUUUUAAAAUCUUACUUUGAAAAUACAUCUUGGUAUACCCUAGAUUGCUGUAACUGGCCCAUGCCUACAUUUCAGCUAGGUUUGAAUUCCACAGGAAUGAUUUUUGUUUGCAUUAUACCAACAAUAGACAUAAAAAGCUAACCUCUCAAAACACAUAUUUUAUAUCUCAGAAGCUAAAGGAGCUUCUUUUUUGUUCAAAACACUCAUCUUACUCAACCACUCUGUUUUCUCACACUCUUUUGAGCAAUAUUUUCCUGAUUUCACACUGAACUCCAAAUCCACUAAACUAGCUACAGUGAUGGGCAACAUGUUAGCAUCGCAGCACCACAAUAAUUGGACUGUGCCACUUUACUACAGAUCAACUCUGGUGUCACAACAGUGAGAAGUUAGUGGUGCUGACAGACGAGAUUUCCGAGCAGAAACAUGUCAGACGACUUACUUUGAUGCAGAUGAGACGGUCGUUCUGAUCACUGUGGGAAGAAGGAGAAGCGUGUCAGCUCUGCUGCUGUCAUUUUCCCAAUUUUAAGAUUUAAAAGCUCUUUCACACAUUUUGAGAGAAAUCAUUCUUGCUAAUAAGCAUAAUUACGAAGGAAGGUAAUAUUAUUCAAAACGCUUUCGCCAAGGCCUUUAUGCACUGGAAUCAAACAUGUGGACUGCAUGGUUUAAACUAGUCUAAGGGCAAAUUUUGACUCCUAAAGACAAAGUGCACUGACUGUACUAUAAUGCAUUUACUUAUGGUCUGAGCAAUGUAUGUUUUCUACUUCACGUGAAUGCUUUGCCCUGUGAAGUCUUACCUCUUUUGAAGACUUGGUCUUGCAUAUCUAAUGUUAGAAUGUAGUGACUUGUACUGAACAUCAGUGUUAGCUAACCUAUGCUGUACAUUUAGUUAUGCUCCAUUCUUUUUAAAUAUUCUGCUGAUGUACAAUCCAAACAAUGAGUUUAUGUUGUAUUUUUGUUUGAGAGAGUGCGCUUUCUUUACCACGCUGAUGUUUGACGGGCUUAGGGGGAUCUCCUGUGAUUCUUUUGCUUUUUGAAGCAACAUUAAGUUUAAAAACGUGAUCAAUUUUCUUUCAGAUUAUUACUGAGGAAAGAAGCUCAUAUUAUUAUAAACUGCACAAAUGUACGGACUCUGGGUGUGGCGCUCUUAAGCAACAGCAUUAAGAACGAACGCUGGUAUGAAUGUAAACUGCCAAUCUUUUUCCUAAUUUUUUUUUCUUUAAUUGUGGCUUGCAAUUUAUUUUUUACUUCCUGAAUGAAGAAGAUCUUUUGCAAAAGGUUUCGAGCACCUGAUGGUUUUCAAUGAUUAACUCAACCGCCCUAUUAAUUGUCUAGCAUUUCGAGUGAUUGUAAAUAGCUGUAUCUCUACCAACUGCUUUUUUAUUCUUAGUUACCUGUCAGCCUUGCUGGUUUGGACGGAUCCUGAUGAGUUUGUAUUUGUGUCGCCGGGGAACGCUCCGCCUGACGAAGAGGACCAUGAGGGAGGAAUGUGCCAACAUUGGUAGUCAAAAAGAGGGGGCUUUGCGGGGUUCACCGCUGACUCCCUCUCUCUCUCUGAUGCUGCUGCUGUAGAGGACUCUGGACUGAGGUCACACGUUCCAAGAACGCCUAAGCACUUGUAGCAUAACUGUGUCCUGUUUUGCUGUUACUGUACAGUACUGAUUGUUCUGCUUUUUCGUCUUAACAUUUCCCACCAAGAUUGUGGAUGCUGUUUCCUUUUCUCCUGUAUUAUCAGUUGUAUGUAUGAUAAGCAGAUAUAUACAGGGCUUUUGCUUUUUGUGGAGGUAAAAGAAUUGCCAAAGGUGUCAGUACUGUGAUGUACAAAAUGCAUUAAUACCCCUUGAACUUUCCUAGGUUUUGCCACUUUAAAAAAAUACGUUCUUGUUGUACUUCAUGUGAUAGAGACCCACAAAGAAGAAGUUAGUGGGAAGAUAAAUUAUUUAAAGUUUUUUUUUUUUACAAAUCAGUGUGCUGUCCAUUCAGUCCCCUUGAUCAAUACCUUGUCUUUUUAUUGAAAUUAUCAAUGUCUCUACUAGCCUUGCAAGUAUACAGAUUGAAUUUUCCCUCAAAGUCCUAAAUGGAGCGCCGACGAUCCAGCCUAAUUUGCAGUACCCUAAUUCUGCCACACUUUCUGCUAUCUGAAAAAUUCCAACAGUUUCUGAAAGUGGAGAGGUCGCGCUUUCCAGCCAAUAUCGGGUAAUUAAGGUAAUUUCAUCGCCGCAGUAACAGGAAGUGAAAUUAAUUUGAGGGGCAAUCUUUUAAUAGAUGGUAAAUUGCAAAAAUAACUUGCUGGAUAUUGAAAGUUCCAGCUGUUAUGGCUAAAUAAGAAAAUAUAUUUACUCACAGGACAUUUAAAGAACUGCGUACAAUUAAAAUAAGCAAACAUAUCCAUUAUAAUUUAGAACAUAAAGGGUUAAAUAAAGGAUAUGUAACACGUUUUUUCCCCCUUAAUAUUGUCUGCUGUUUAGCUCCAUCAAGUUUCCCUGUGCCUGCUGAAGGAAAGCAUCCCCACAGCAUAAUGCUGCCACUGCUAAGUUCAACAGAGACCACAGAAUCUUGUGUUUUGGUUUUCUUCUGCAGCUGUGAUUACAGGUGUUGCUUUGUCUUCAUGAUGCCAUUCGUUUACUAAUGUUCGGCUGAAUUUAUGCUGAGAUUAAAUUAAACACAAGGCAGACUAUGCUAAUCAAUAAAGUGGUAUCGUCACAGAAUUUAAUUGGUAGGUGUCAGAGCAAAAGGGGCAGAAUACAAAUCCACAUCACACUUUUCAGAAAGUUGCUACUGUGUGUUGGUCUAUCGCAUGAAAUCCCAAUAACACAGAUUGAAAUGUGUGAUUCAGAAGUGGCAAAAUGUUAAAAAGUUCCAGGGGUGUGAAUAUCUUUGUAAGGCAUUGUAAGUGUUGCUUAUUUCCCCGCUGACAUUACACAUAUUUUGUCAUAAUAACUUAAAAAUAUUGGUUGUUUCUUUUGGAAAUAACUCCUGCCCACGUGCCAUCUAAUUAAGCAAUAAGUACAACCAGACAAAACAUGAAAGUAAUGAUCCCCUACACAGAUUUUCCUGGAAAAGAUGAGAUGCUGCAUUCACAUCACUCCCCUUUUAUGGCACCUAUUGCAGUGGCACAGAUGCCAGCAGACUAUUGGCAAUGACGUCUCAUUAGAUCAGCCUGAAGGGGAGAUUGUAAAGUGUUUUUCUUGUUUUGUAUGUUUUUUUUUUACUCAAAGCUGAAGUGCACAGGUGUACCUCUGAAUAAUUGUAAAGAUGCCAAAAAGAAAUGACAGAAGAGGGAUGACGGAUGCUAAAGAACAUACAGUUCAAGCAGACAUGAGGACGAAACGGUGCAGCUGCUCUGAAAGCGUUUUUGGCUGUAAACACCUCUUAACUCAGCUCCUAGACUCCUGGUUAAUUUACUCCGCCAAGACAAACUGAACAUGUUAAUCAUGCAGAUGUUUUACUACAAGUGAGACUGACAGCAUUUCUUUAAAUCUCCUUGUUAGUAACUGUAAAACUGUAAAGUAUAUUUCAAUGUAAAUAGUACUUUGGGUCAUUUUUACACCUUUUAUAACUGUGAAUAUGGAUUUAAAAUUUAUAUUAAAAUUAUAUUUACAAAUGGUUUCAGAGCCUCAACAGUGGUGCAGGUGCUACCUCACCGCAAACCCACGAUGAGUGGCAGCAAACCCUUUCAGAGGCAGCGGUAAGCGCCAUCUUAGCCCUGGUUCCUGUGACCCGGUCUUUGUCCCACAGUGACGGGUUCGGCCAUGGCCUUUUCUCUUCAUGCCUGUCUGCUUGAACUCUGCAGACGAGUGUCAAAGCGCUGGAGGCAGCAGCUUUGUGAGCUUGUAGCUCAGGACCGAGUCUGUGUAGCUACAUGGAGCUGCUGUGAUGCAAAUGCACUCUGUGCCCCGGAGCUCUGUCGUGGCUAUUGUCUGUUACCAGGAAGCUGCACGAAGCACAGCAGAGGACAGAUAUGCAGCCACACUGUGGGGAGGCAGACUGGUCAGGCAGGAUGGAGGGAUGGAUGGAGGGAUGUGGGAUGUCAGAAGUUGCCACAAGGGGAACCUUUUAACAAUUGUUUUAAAGUUUAAAACACAAAAAGAAAGAAAGGGAAUAACAUUGGCUGAGAAAAGCAUGGUGUAAACUGUUGUAAACACAGGUAAAGUGCCGAGUUAAGCUUUGCGCAUUUAGGAUGUUUUCACACCUGGUAGUCCGGUAGACUCUCUUCGAUUGGGGGACAAAAAUUGCAAAAUUUGUCAUAUUGUCAACUGCUGCGGUUCGCUUACACACUGAACUGUGUCAAACGAUCCAAAACCUUUGAAAAAAACCCUCGCCUGUGGUGGCGCUGUACCAAGAGCCACCGUAGGAAACUACACAAAAACCUCAGAAGACACGAGCUAACUUCCUUCUUCACAAAAUCUAAACAGAUUUUAGCGGUUGCAGGAUUUGUCUUUUGUCUUUGGUAAAAGACUAUGGGUCAUUUCCUGCUAAAGCUAGACUUUUGUGUUUGUUUUGGUUGUAUUUACCCAGAAUGCCCUGAUCCUGAAGCAGACUCUGGUCCGCUUGGCAUUCACAUAUGCAUUUGAACCGUUCCAGAGUUCACUUUAACCGAACUGAGACCUAGGUUUGUAGUUCGCUUUCUUGGUCCGCAUCAAAGUUUGAUUGGGGAUUCACACUUCCCCAAACGAACCAGACUUUCUCGGCAAACAGACUACAGUUGAAGUGAAGUGGACUAAACACGGCUGGUAUGAACACACCCUUAAUGAUCUCCUACUGGGAAUAAAACUGAGUAGGCAGUAAAACACCAUGAAGGCCUGGUAGGUUCAAUCAGUCUGCCCUAACCUCAGUGAGACUGCACUGGAAAGCUGUCUUUUAGCCUUCAGCUCCCUUUGUGUCAUUCCUUUGACAGAAUGCUGUAUUGUCACACCAGGAUUAAUAUUAUUAUUGUGACUUUACCCCAUUUCUUUUAUACUGACAACUGGACAUUGUAUAGCUGUAAAGAUUGACUGAAAGAUGACAUGGUGUGCAUAUGCUGUAUCGAUUAAAGACAAUGCAUUGAGCUUUUACAUGCU
Messenger RNA from Xiphophorus couchianus (Monterrey platyfish), 10133 nucleotides. RefSeq names its product N-acetyltransferase 8-like (gene aspnat). Gene Ontology annotation, cellular component: mitochondrial membrane. The record is from RefSeq and is a predicted model, not a curated record. The transcript is spliced from 3 exons. Gene Ontology annotation, molecular function: L-aspartate N-acetyltransferase activity. Lineage: Eukaryota; Metazoa; Chordata; Actinopteri; Cyprinodontiformes; Poeciliidae. The coding region runs from base 289 to 1131 and encodes 280 amino acids.